AUGUCCUUGACGCGAAAUCGCCUCCUGCGUUCCGUGUACGACGAGCUUGUCGUAGUUGGCAGCCGCUGGACACGAGUACUGGCUGUGUCCGUCAAUGCCGCCGAGGUGGGGCCGCCGCAUGUUCAGAGUCACUUGGCGCACCCCACAAUCACCGUUAUCCCGACACUGCAUGUAGCAGGCAUUAAAUUCUACGACCGCGUGCUAGAGUAUAUUGACCACGCCGUAAAGCGCAAUAAGGACACGGUGGUGCUACUGGAGGGCAUCUGUGACAGCGAGGCGGCCGGCAAACAGCAGCUGCAAGAGUACCGAGCCAUCAUGGAAAACGAUGCCCUGCGGCAGACAAUGCUUGCCAAGGCUGACGACAACACCCUUUACUCCCCCGAGGUGAUGUGGGAGAUUUGCCAAGAGAUGGACGUCCGUUACGACCUCUUGAAAUCGAUGGAGUCCACGGUGCGCCUGCAGGAGUGCUACCUGAAGCCUAAGCUGGCUGCCAUGUGCGGGCUCAACCUGCGCAACGACGCCGACUUGAACAUGCACGAGGUGCAGCGCUUACUCGAAGAGGAGUCAGUAAGACUUCAAGCGCUCGGCGAGCAACUUCCUUCCAGCAUCGCGGUAAGCCAGCUUGGCUCAUUCCCUGUAAUUCGUAAGCACCGCGAGCACAAGGUGGCGCAAGUGGCGCGGAUGCAUUGCACCCGCUGGUUUGAGCAGGAGACAGAUGGCGAGGUAGUAAUCCCGUGGGGCUACUUCCACACUGAGGCAAUCAUUCACUACAUUCUAGAGGGAAACAAGCGUGUUGGCGGCGCCGUCCGUAUCGAUGGCGGCGAUGCGUCCUCGUCAAUGGGCACGAGUGGAAGCGCUGGUGCCGCAUCACCGAGUGAUGAAGCACGCCCAAAGAGUCCCACCAACCCGGGGGGGAUGGGUGCCAAGGCAGCUGCUGCGGGUAGUCGUGCUGACCCAGCUGCAGCAACCGAACACUCCCCACCUCGACUCGUGUUUAUGGAAGCCGAUGAACUGUUUACCAAAGUUCCCUUCAACGUACCAAAGGACCUCUUCGAGCCGGUGCGAGAGAAGGCUGGCAGCAACCAGAAUGGCUGA
Messenger RNA from Leishmania braziliensis MHOM/BR/75/M2904, 1095 nucleotides. RefSeq lists its product as hypothetical. NCBI's taxonomy places the organism in Eukaryota, Euglenozoa, Kinetoplastea, Trypanosomatida, Trypanosomatidae. The record is from RefSeq and is a predicted model, not a curated record. Bases 1 to 1095 code for a protein of 364 amino acids. The transcript has a single exon.